AUGCAUCACUCUGCUCCCUCAAGCAGUGAACUGGGGUUUCUGCCAGCCAUGUAUUCAUUUUCAGGCCCCACCAGCCUUCCUGAAUUUGAUCUCGGAUCUCCUAGUACGUCUGGACACCUACAGAGAGCAAGAGUCUCCAACAGCAGCUGGGAGACAAGAUGCCUUAGGAAACACAGGAGGAGAAUAGAUGAUGAGGGAUGCAGUGCCAAAAAGAGGAGGCUAAUGUUUGAGGCAGAAGUGGAAAUUUCAGGGAACUCAAGCUCUGGCGCUCAUUGUGACUGGCCUACAGCAAACAGCUGCCCUCCUCUGUCCACACAACCAGACAGCCCUGCACUUCCACAGCCCUGCCCAGCCCCUCAGCCCUCUGCUGCCCUGACCCGACCUGAAACAGAGAGCUCCUGUAUGGAGAUAGAGGCAGCUCAGAGGAAACUCCAGGAGAUCGAAGACAGAAUAACACUGGAGGACGAUGACGAGGAUGAAGAUCUGGAUGUAGAGCCAGCUCAGAGACGGCCGGUGCUGGUGCUCUCUGACAGUUUGAAAGAGGGUCUACAGCGUGGCAUCAGUGACAUCCUCCCCCACACAGUAGCCCAGUCUGUGAGCCACUCCUGCAUGGAGCUGGUUCUUUGGAGGCCACCGGACGAUCCUUUCUGUCGGAGGCUGAAGGGCUCAUUACAAAAACAGCGCAAACAACAGACAGUAUCUCGGCAGCCUCCUACUCCGUGUCCAUCUCCCAUCCCUCACAGUCCCCUCAGCCCCUCUAGUCCACCUGCAGACACACACUCUCCUCUGUACAGUUUUCCUGUGGCCCACAGCUCUGGGGAGGAGGACAUGGAAAUGUAAUAGUGCUUAUUGACAUUAAAAGCCAUGCCAAAGUAAAAGGCUGGACAUGAUGUCGUACAAAAGACUGAAGGACUCAUUUCAAGCUGGUCAGUUUGGCAAAGGCACUUGGCUUUCUCUGAACAUUGUGCUGUUCUGAACAGUUUGUACAACGCAUCAUUUGCUUUACAGUCAUCCAGUUUGUUUCCUGAUUUCAGUCCCAGAUAACUACACAUGACAUGUAAUAACUGACCUAAUUUAACAGUUGUAUCAAUGUACAUUUUAAGGUCUAUAGACAGUCAGCCUUAUAUAACCUGUUUUAUACAACUUACAGGAUUAACCUUUGCCCUUAGAAAUAAUUUGUACAUAAUUUUGCCAAAGCCUUGCUAAUGACACACUGAUGCAUUGUAAAUCUGGCUUUGUUCUUUCCUAAAUGUUGUCGUCCAGCACAUGAAUUUCCUUGUGCAGCUUCUGGGCAUUACUGACAGAACACUAAAGUCGUUUUUAAGUGCUCAAAAGACGACUUCCUGCUUGCAGUCAUACUUGAGGUGGAAAGGUUAUCUUCCUCUAGUGCUUAGCAAGUGUGCCAGCUUUGAGAAAUGUGUAAGGAAGUCGUGGCAAUGCACAUUUGUAUGAUAUGAUAUUCAUAUGUACAUAACCAGAAUUGCAGCAAGCCAUUGCGUGUUAUUACUUUAUAUUUGUUUUUUAAUAAACGUACAUUCUUCACAUAAAA
Molecule: messenger RNA, 1549 nt
Organism: Acanthochromis polyacanthus (spiny chromis)
Lineage: Eukaryota; Metazoa; Chordata; Actinopteri; Pomacentridae
Gene: ccdc117
Product: coiled-coil domain containing 117
Exons: 5
Coding region: 1-840 (279 amino acids)
Source: RefSeq, a predicted model, not a curated record